Tympanuchus pallidicinctus (lesser prairie-chicken) is the source of this 3071-nucleotide messenger RNA. It is a transcript of the gene ARHGAP22, whose product is annotated as Rho GTPase activating protein 22. NCBI's taxonomy places the organism in Eukaryota, Metazoa, Chordata, Aves, Galliformes, Phasianidae. Gene Ontology annotation, molecular function: GTPase activator activity. Gene Ontology annotation, biological process: activation of GTPase activity; signal transduction. The record is from RefSeq and is a predicted model, not a curated record. The transcript is spliced from 12 exons. Bases 193 to 2436 code for a protein of 747 amino acids. Gene Ontology annotation, cellular component: focal adhesion.
CUUAGAUCUCAUUUGAGGACUGGCUGCCAUUAUGGAAGGGUCUCUGGUUGAAGAUUCCUCCCUUGUGGAGUUUCCUUUGUGAGCCUACAUCUUCAGAGAUGGCCCCACGUGAAGCGUCGCCCCCGAGGCAGAGCUGGGAGUGGAGCGGCGGAGAACGGCGGGCGAUGCGCGGGGCGGUGGCUGGGCGGGAGCAUGCUGAGCCCCAGGAUCCGGCAGGCCAGGAGAGCCCGAUCAAAGAGUUUGGUGAUGGGUGAGCAGAUUAGGCCUCCAUCCAGACCUUCCUCUCCUAGCCCUCAAGAACGUGUGGUGAAAUGUGGCUGGCUGAAGAAACAGAGGAGCAUUAUGAAGAACUGGCAGCAGCGGUGGUUUGUGCUGCGUGGAAACCAACUCUUCUAUUAUAAAGACGAAGAGGAAACUAAACCUCAGGGUCUCAUUCUGCUGCAAGGAAAUCAGGUGAAUGAGCUGCCGCCUAAUCCUGACGAGCCCGGAAAACAUCUAUUUGAAAUUGCCCCAGCCCAUGUGACAGCACAAUGGGGAAGGAACAGCGAGGUUGAUAGCAUGCUUCUCCAGUGUCCGAAUAGAAAUCUAAUUGGUGGUGCAGGAGACCGGGAAAAGAUGCCUGUCAAUCAUGAAGCUUUCCUGCUCAUGGCUAAUUCCCAGAAUGAAAUGGAAGAUUGGGUGAAAGCCAUCCGACGGGUUAUAUGGGCUCCUUUUGGUGGAGGUAUUGCAAAUAGCUCACAUGCACAUAAAUUAAAACAUUUGCCUCAAGGGAUCUUUGGACAGCGAUUGGAGGACACUGUGCAGUACGAGAGGAAGUAUGGCCAGCGGUUAGCCCCACUGCUGGUGGAACAGUGUGUGGAUUUUAUUCGGGAGCGAGGACUUACAGAGGAGGGACUCUUUCGGAUGCCUGGGCAAGCCAACCUUGUCAAAGAUUUGCAGGAUUCUUUUGACUGUGGAGAGAAGCCGCUCUUUGACAGCAACACAGAUGUUCACACUGUGGCGUCCCUCCUGAAGCUUUACCUCCGAGAGCUGCCAGAGCCUGUCAUCCCCUUUGCCAAAUAUGAAGACUUUCUUUCUUGUGGACAGCUACUCUCAAAAGAUGAGGGAGAGGGUACUCAGGAACUGGUUAAACAGGUAAAGAAUUUGCCCCAAGCCAACUACAAUCUCCUGAAGUACAUAUGCAAGUUCCUUGAUGAAGUUCAGGCUCACUCCAGCGUUAACAAGAUGAGUGUUCAGAACCUAGCUACAGUGUUUGGACCAAAUAUAUUACGACCCAAAAUGGAAGAUCCAGUGACCAUGAUGGAAGGCACCUCACUGGUUCAGCACCUGAUGACGGUGCUGAUAAGUGAACAGGGGAGAAUCUUUGCUGUCCCUCAGGCAGAUGUGCCAGGGAGCCAACUGGAAAUCAGACCCGUGCGUCCACGCAACACUGUGGAGUGGAUCUCUGAGGAGGAUGGAGAGGACAGCAGGUCAGAAAGCAAUUUUCCCAGCCCUGCUGAUCUGCCUUCUGACAAUGCUGUGGCACUGGAGACCACGCCUGGACCUGUACUGAAAAACGCCCCUCCAGAGCACAGCAGCAAGUUGGCUCAGCCUGCCACCAGCCCCAGCAAAAGAGUGCAGACGCUGCCUCCGUGGAAAUACUCCUUCCGCCAGCAGGGAUCACGGUCUGUGAGCCCAAAGCUGGGCAGCUCAUCCCUAGAUAUCCCCAACCUCUCCUCCAGUGGAAACUGGCUGAUGAAUGGACUGUACUCUCUCCGAGGCCACCGCCGGACAGCCUCUGGGGAACGAGUUAAAGACUCUUGUUCUUCUCAGAGACUUUCUACUUAUGACAAUGUCCCUUCGUCCAGCCUCUCCCUCAGCACACACAGUAUGGGCAGCACCACGUGGUCUACGUCAUCGUGUGAGAUCUCCGUGGUGGACUCGGUCAGCAGCUGCCCAGCCUGUCGGGCCAGUGACUCCUCGGUUUUAAGCUCUCUCCAAACCGAGUGGAUGACUCAGGGCUCACUGUCUCAGAGUGAGGUCAAGACUGCAGAUCUGGAGAACAGCAUCGACAGGUUAGAAGCCUGCAGCAGCAGCAGUGAGCAGAGCAACCUAGCUCCAGCUUCCAGAGACUCUGUCAGAUGCUCUAGGGCCUUACAGAGCUUGGUGGUAGAGCUAAAGACAGAACUGAGCAAACAGAGGACUGAGUACGAGACCAGUAUCAAAAGAAUUGAAGAAGCAAGUGCAGACCUGAGGAAGCAAGUGGUAAGGCUAGAAGAAGAACUGGACCAAGAACGGAAGAAAUACACAAUGCUGGAGAUAAAACUGAGGAAUUCUGAACGUGCACGGGAAGAUGCAGAGAAGAGGAAUCACCUCCUGCAGAAGGAAAUGGAAGAGUUUUUUUCAACAUUAGGAUGUUUAACUGGUGGGAGUCAAAGUGCUAAAGUCUCCAAAUAGAACAACCUGAUGUACAUCACAGAAAACUAUUUCUGGCAAAACCAGUGAAAGAAAUGCACAUUUUGUUAAGUUAUACUCAUGUAUCAUGAGUAAUUCUGCAGUGAUUGUGCUCUCAGUGACAUGUGCUCUGUUGUCUUUUCAUGUUCUGUAGUAUUUGGACCAGCUGGGAAUAGACUGCUGAACAUAAUGUUUGAACGUUUAGAUUUCAGAUUGCCAAGAAAGAGAGGACACACUUUCUACCCACAGGUCAAAAGGUUCUGGUCUCCAUUGCUGUACUUGUUCCAUCUUUGGAUUCCCUGCACCCUCCUUUUGCUGGUUCACAGACAAUGGAAAGGCAUGGAAGGUGGGUGAGACCCAGGAGGACUGCAGUUCUAGAAUGUCACCACAUUCAUUGUGGCUUAGUAUUGUGGAUUGAAUAUGAGGUUUUUUCCUCCCUACUCUCUACAUAAAGCUUGUUCAGAUAUCUCAUUGCUGAAAGUGGCAUUAUUUCAUCAAGAUGCUUUGAAAACAAUGUCUACUGAACAGCUGAAAAUACUGGAAAUUUUGACACUUUCACUACGUUAUCCCUUUGGUACCAAACAGUUCCACUGCCUCACAAAAAUAUGACUUAUUAAAGUGUACCUGUUUAACAAUCA